Molecule: messenger RNA, 1777 nt
Organism: Zootoca vivipara (common lizard)
Lineage: Eukaryota; Metazoa; Chordata; Lepidosauria; Squamata; Lacertidae
Gene: HPRT1
Product: hypoxanthine phosphoribosyltransferase 1
Biological process (GO): GMP salvage; purine ribonucleoside salvage; IMP salvage
Cellular component (GO): cytosol
Molecular function (GO): hypoxanthine phosphoribosyltransferase activity; magnesium ion binding
Source: RefSeq, a predicted model, not a curated record
UCGCGAUGGUUUGCAUAUAUGAUUUCAUGAAAUUCAUCGUACGCCGAUUGAUGGCCCGCCCCCCCAAAAAGAGAAAAACACAUUCAAAUAUAUGAAAGGAUGUCAUAUGGAGGAGGGAGAAAGAUUGUUUUCUGCUGCUCCAGAGAAGCGGACACGGAGCAAUGGAUUCAAGCUACAAGAAACAAGAUUCCACCUCAACAUGAGGAAGAACUUCCUGAAAAUUGGAGACGAUGAACAAGGAUACGACCUAGACUUGUUUUGCAUACCAAAACAUUAUGCGGAAGAUUUGGAAAAAGUAUAUAUUCCUCACGGUCUUAUUAUGGACAGAACAGAAAGGCUGGCGCGGGAAAUCAUGCAGAGCAUGGGAGGGCAUCACAUUGUGGCUCUCUGUGUCCUGAAAGGGGGAUACAAGUUCUUUGCCGACUUGCUGGACUAUAUCAAAGCCUUGAAUCGAAACAGCGACAGGUCUAUCCCUAUGACCGUUGACUUCAUCCGGCUGAAGAGCUAUUGCAACGACCAGUCCACUGGUGAUAUAAAAGUAAUUGGUGGGGACGACCUCUCAACCUUGACAGGGAAGAAUGUAUUGAUUGUAGAAGAUAUAAUUGACACUGGUAAGACUAUGAAGACUCUUCUGUCUCUGCUUAAGCAGUACAAUCCGAAGAUGGUGAAGGUAGCCAGCUUGCUGGUCAAAAGAACACCUCGAAGUGUAGGAUACCGCCCUGACUUUGUUGGAUUUGAAGUGCCAGACAAGUUUGUGGUGGGAUACGCUCUAGAUUACAACGAAUACUUCAGAGAUCUAAAUCACAUAUGUGUCAUAAGCGAAACCGGGAAGCAGAAGUACAAGGCGUGAGAGCGGUGGCUCCGGCACGACAGCUAGGGGACUCUGAAACGUGCGUCCAUUUUCUCCUGCCUUUGGCUCCGGCCGCCGGCUUAAAACCGUAGAGCUCUCCGACUUUGUUGCCCAUUUGCUCGCUAAUAACUUAUUGCAUGUAACAACCUCAUCUUGUCCAUUUGCAUUUGAGAAAGAAAAAGAGGGCGCCGUCCUCUCUUUUUCUUUCCUCUCUUAAGAAAAUUGCACUAUGAAAUGUACUGAUCCUAGCUGCCAAGUUCUCCCUUUUUUAAAAAAAAGGGAAAUUCCAUUAUGCUGAAUAGGCUUCCUCGCGAGAAAAAGGGGAAACUUGGCAGCUAUGUCUACCGAUUCGAGCUCCUUUCCUAGUGGGGUUGGCGGUGCGUUUGACCCCCCCCCCCAAAAAAACAUAUCCCUCCCUCCUCCUCCCCUUUUAAACUUCAGAACUCAAAUAGUUUUAAGUCCUGUAAAUGUCUAAGGCAUUUUAAGGUGGGAAAUUAUAUUAGUAAUAUUUUUUUAUAAAAAAACCACACACGAGUAAUUUAAGUUUUAUAUAGUGAUGAAAGCAGAAAAUUAAGGCGGUUGUUGGAUGAUGUAGUUGCCUUACUUGCCUCUGACAAAAAAUAAUGCCAUUUCAGCCUGAAAAGAGAGCGAGCGACAUGUAGACCAGGCUUUCCACCUCCUUAUAAUUGUAUAGUCCACGUUACACGAGCCCGAGGGGGAGAAGAAAAUGGGAAUUGAUUCACAGCACCGGGAUCGGCCCCUCCAAGCGGAUCCUGGUCUUCAUUUCCCCUUUCCCUUCUCCGCCAGCAAAACUGCCUCUCGGAACUAUCAUCUCCCCCUGCGUUUCGCCUCCGUGAGAAACGAUUGUAACGUCGGCUGUGUGCGCAACCGACGUACUUUUCAAUAAAGGCUGUUUCUCCAAAGGUA